AAAAGAAGAAGUUUGAGGUUUGCUGAUGAAUUUCAUGUCAACCCGAUCGGGAUUGCUGGUGGUUUAGCUCUUUGGUGGGUGUCGGGCUUACCUAUCACAAUCCUUGAUAGUAGUUGUUUUUUUAUCGAUGUUUUUGUUGAUGUUAAUGGGGGGUUUUUUAUCACGUUUGUUCAUGCUCAAGUGGGCUGUUGGGCGUUAUCGUAAGAAACACUUUUCAUUUCAUCCCCGUAGUUCCGCUUCUUGUUCUAAGCAGAGAGACUUGUUCUUGCUCUCCCAAUUCAGGAAGACGGAAAUCGCGCCCCGUCUGAUCCGGCUCGAAGGAGGGAUUUUUGGGAUCAAAUUAGUAACCUGAGGUCUAAUGUUGAUGAUAAAUGGGUGGUUAUUGGGGAUAUGAAUGCGGUGUUGUUUGCUGAGGAGAAGAAGGGUGGGAAUGAGCCUCGAAAUGUUUCUACUAUGCCCUUUAAAUCUUUUGUUGCUGAGAACGGUUUAAUCGAUUUGGGGUUUAAGGGCUAUCCCUUUACGUGGAAAAAUAACCAGGAAGGGCUGCGUCGUAUUGAGGAGAGGCUCGAUCGAGGACUUUGCUCUACUUCGUGGUUCUCGAUAUUCAAUAAUGCUAUGAUCUUUCAUGAGUUGCCAAUUGAGUCUGACCAUUGUCCGUUGAGAUUGGAAUUUGAAGGGAAUCGAAGUAAGUCUAAGGCUCCAUUCCGCUUUGAUACUAGAUGGCUUCAAAAGGAGGAGUGCGUUGAUAUUAUUAACCGGAAUUGGGAAGGUGGGGGCUUUUGCCAUGAAAGACUGCACAAAUGCGAGAAGGAAUUGACUCGAUGGGCUCAUCAGAUGUUUAAAGAUCAGAAUAAAAGGGCUGAGGAAAUCCAGGUGAGGUUGGGGGAUAUUCUUCUACUUGAUCGAUCAGUAGAAGUUAUUGACGAGGAAAGAGGCCUCAUGGAGGAGCUUGCUGCAAUCUGGAAGGAUGAUGAAUUGUUGUGGAGCCAACGGUCCCGGGUUGAUUGGCUCAGUGUGGGAGACCAGAACAACAAAUUUUUUCACGCUUCCACUUCUCUCCGGAAGCUUCGAAACAAAAUUUCUGCUCUCAAGGAUGAUAACGGGAACUCGAUUACCCAACCUGAAGAUCUCUCGAAUCAUGUUUUGGGUUUCUAUCAAGAGUUGUUCACUAAGAAAGAAGGCCUUAAUGAUGAUGCCCUUCAAGAUUUCCCAAGGCUGGUUUCUAAUGAAAUGAAUAUGGAUUUAGACAAAGAUCCAUCUGUUGAGGAGAUUCGAGCUGCGGUGUUUGACCUUGGCCCUACGAAAUCACCAGGGCCUGAUGGGUUUGCUGGGUCAUUUUACUGUAAGUUUUGGAGCAAAAUUGGACCAGACUUCUGUAGUGAAGUGAUUGAUUUCUUCAGAUCUGCUAAUAUGCCACAGGGGUGGAAUGAUACUCAUAUUGCCCUUAUCCCUAAGGUUCUUGCUCCGGAGACGAUCUCACAGUUUCGUCCUAUUAGUUGCUGCAAUUUCAGAUACAAGAUCAUUUCUAAGAUUCUGGCGAGUCGAAUGAAGAAGUGGCUGCCGAGUUUGGUUUCUGAGAUGCAGGCAGCUUUCACAGGGGAGAGACUAAUCCAGGACAAUGUCAUUAUUGUCCAUGAGAUGCUGCAUAACUUCAAAAAUCGUAGAUCUGGUGACUGGGAUAUGAUGGUGAAACUGGAUAUGAGAAAAGCCUACGACUUAGUGGAUUGGGAUGGCCUUGAUUCGAUCCUGCUUGCUUAUGGGUUUUCGGAUAAAUGGAGAGGUUGGAUUCGUGCAUGUAUCAGGACAGUCAAGUUCUCUAUCCUCCUGAAUGGUAAUCCUACUGAGCCGUUUUUGCCAUCUAGAGGCAUCCGACAAGGAGACCCCAUUUCUCCUUUCUUGUUUAUUCUUAUGUCCAAUGCUCUGUCUCUCCUAAUUGAAAAGGGUAUUGAGAAAGGUGAUCUUCGUGGAAUCAAGCUCAACCAAAAUUGCUCGAGAAUUUCUCACUGUUUGUUUGCGGACGACACUGUCAUCUUUGGGAAAGCAAGUGUUAUGGAAGCGGAUAGGAUUCUGGAGAUCAUUAAAAUUUAUGGUAGCACCACUGGGCAGGAAAUCAAUGCGUCCAAGUCUUCAAUCUUUUUUAGCAAGAACACCCCUCCGGCUAUCCGUCUUCUGGUGAGCAGUAAAUUUGGGUUUCCAUCAACUAUUUGUCACGAUAAAUACUUGGGGGUUCCAACCGAGUGGGGUAGAUCUAAAAAAGAAACCUUCAGGUUCUUGCUGGAGCGAAUGGAAAAGAAAGGUGAAUCCUGGAAGAGCCUUUUACUGUCUCUUGGAGGGAAAGAAGUUCUGCUGAAGGCAGUUAUCCAAGCUUUACCAACCUAUAUCAUGAGUGUUUUCUUGCUUCCUUUGAGCCUAACGAACAAAAUGGACUCGAUCCUGAAACGGUUCUUCUGGUCGGGGUCCAUGAGGAGAAAGGGCAUCCAUUGGUGUAAUGCGAGGGAGCUGGAAAAACCUAAAGAAGAAGGAGGAUUGGGCUUCAAGAACUUCCACCUCUUCAACCUUGCGCUUAUUGGAAAACAGGUUUGGAGACUGUUUGACAACCCUGAUUCCUUGUGGGCUAAGCUCCUGAAGGGGCUUUACUUUCCAAAUGAUGAGUUGUUCUCGGCAAUGAAGGGACGAAAGAGCUCCUGGAUUUGGAAUGGCCUGUGGGAGGCAAAAGAACAUAUGAAGAGUGGUUUGGUACGAGGGAUUAUGUCUGGGGAGGAUUCUUGGUUCCAUUGUGACCCUUGGCUUCCGUCCAUUCCAGGUUUCAACCUUUCUCACUUGGGAUUGGAGCCAUCCAAAGUUAGUGAGUGGAUUGACCGUGACUCCCGAUGCUGGAAUAUGGAUGCUAUUCGAAAUCUGGUGCCUGAUGAGAUUGCGCAUGCUAUUGCCAGAGUUCCGGUCGGUCCCUUGGCUACUAAGGACAGCUGGGUUUGGCGUCUUACAGAAUCGGGUGGGUACAGUGUUAAGUCUGCCUAUCGGAUGUUCCGUGAAAAUCGAGAUUCCAUUCCGAUAAAUGAUUUGACUGCUUCUGCUCGACCUAACAAAGAUGAUUGGAAAUGGUUGUGGGACCUCAAGCUUCCUCCCAAGCUUCGUUUGUUCAUCUGGAAGUGUUGUAAAAAUGCAAUCGCAACCCGAGUGAGGCUGUUUGCUCGCAAGUGUGCUCCUAACCCGCUGUGUCCUCUCUGUGAGAGCCAAGAGGAAACGAUUAUACACUGCUUCUUCCACUGUUCCAAGGCGGGUGAGACUUGGUCCCGACUUGGUUUGGUGAAUGAGAGCCCCUUGGAUGACUCUUGCUUUGUGGAUUGGUUCUUUGGGCUUAAAGACAGGGUCCCCGUUGCCCAUAUUACCAAAAUUGUGUGUUCCCUUUGGAAUAUUUGGAUUGCUCGAAAUGGGUGGGUAUUCGAGGGUCGGGCGUUCUCUCCGCCCUCUGUGGCAAUAUUAGCUGAACGUGAUGUUCUAAAUAUCCAAGAAGCUAGGAUUGGAUCCUCAGCUCAUCCUUCCUCAAGUCCAGCCGGUUUGCCUUCUCAGCCUGGGAGUUCUCGGUCGUCGACCUUUUCACCGCCUGGUCCUUUCAGUAAGGUUGUGCAUUGUGAUGGUUCCUUUGUUUCUGAUGCACAGAUGGCGGCUUAUGGGAUUGCUAUUGCAAACUCCCACGGUCAGGUUAUCGACGGGAAGGCUGAGAGAUUCUUUUGUUCUUCUCCGUUACAAGCGGAAGCGUUUGCGAUUCUUAAUGCAGUUAUCUGGGCGGCCCAGGAUCCUGUCCCAACGUGUGUCCGUUCUGAUUGUCAACGUUUGACGAAUGCGUUGAGACAGGAUCCGAGCCUCUGGCCCUGGCAGUGCCGGGCUUCCCUUGCUCGGGUGGUCUCCAUUCUUUGUGCCUCUCCUUGGAUCUACGUCGAGUUUGUUCCUCGGCAAUUCAAUAAGUUAGCUGAUUGGAUCGCUAGGAACUCUCGUCUUGAUCUCCUUCCUCCAGAAUGGAUUGUCAUUGCCAACCUUGUCGCUCCAUUAUUGUAAUCGUUGUGCUCCCCUUUGUUUGGGUUUGGAAUGAAAUGAAUGAUAUUUGUUGUCAAAAAAAAAAAGGGUUUAUGAUAGUGGUUUUGUGGGGUGAUUUUCGUCUCCUUACAUGGCUAUAAGGAUGAUAUGAUUUUCUCACUAUCAAAUCCCAACCCGGCGCAUUAAUUAUACAUAUGUGUAUGUGUUUAAUUUAGAAAUUAUCUUUAUUUUUCUCAUCAAAUUUGAUGUUUUCUAUACAUAUAUAAUAUUUUCAUGAAAUGGUUUUCUCUACCACCAAUUUUCUUCGUUCUAGUAACUCAUUGUUGUAUUUUUCACUUAUUUAAUGUCAAUAUACGUGUCAUUGUUAAUAUGUUUGUUGAAGUUCUGAAGAAAAAUUACUACUCAUGAAUAACUAUGAAUAUCCGAACCUCAAUCUACCAUGAAUAUGAUUUUAAUUUUUUUUAUCAGAUUCUUAUAUGGAUACGAGUAUGUGUGGAUAAAAUUCAAAUUAAUUUGAAUAAAUAAACAAGUGAACG
Molecule: messenger RNA, 4571 nt
Organism: Linum trigynum
Lineage: Eukaryota; Viridiplantae; Streptophyta; Magnoliopsida; Malpighiales; Linaceae
Source: the annotation of a GenBank genome assembly